Molecule: messenger RNA, 912 nt
Organism: Egretta garzetta (little egret)
Lineage: Eukaryota; Metazoa; Chordata; Aves; Pelecaniformes; Ardeidae
Product: olfactory receptor 14A16-like
Exons: 1
Coding region: 1-912 (303 amino acids)
Biological process (GO): G protein-coupled receptor signaling pathway
Cellular component (GO): membrane
Molecular function (GO): olfactory receptor activity; G protein-coupled receptor activity
Source: RefSeq, a predicted model, not a curated record
AUGUCCAAUGGGACCUACAUCAACCAGUUCCUCCUCAUGGCAUUUGCAGACACACGGGAGCUGCAGCUCUUGCACUUCUGGCUCUUCCUGGGCAUCUACCUGGCUGCCCUCCUGGGCAACGGCCUCAUCAUCACCGCCAUAGCACGUGACCACCGCCUCCACACCCCCAUGUACUUCUUCCUCGUGAACCUCUCCCUCCUUGACCUGGGAUCCAUCUCUACCACUGUCCCCAAAGCCAUGGCCAAUUCCCUGUGGGACACCAGGGCCAUCUCUUUCUUGGGGUGUGCUCUUCAAGUCUUUGUAUCUGUCUUUUUAAUUUCAGCAGAGUAUUUUCUUCUCACUGUCAUGUCCUAUGACCGCUACAUUGCCAUCUGCAAACCCUUGCACUAUGGCACCCUCCUGGGCAGCAGAGGUUGUCUCUACAUUUCGGCAAUCGCCUGGGGCAGUGGAUUUCUCAAUGCUGUCCUGCACACAGCCAAUACAUUUUCAAUCCCCCUCUGCAAGGGGAAUGCUAUAGACCAGUUCUUCUGUGAAAUACCCAAGAUUCUCAGGCUCUCCUCCACAAAUGCCUACCUCAGGGAGGUUGGCCUUAUUGCGGUUACUGCCUGUUUACUCUUUGGUUGUUUUGUUUUCAUUGUGGUGUCCUACGUCCAAAUCUUCAAGGCAGUGAUGAGGAUCCCCUCUCAGCAGGGGCGGCACAAAGCCUUUUCCACGUGCCUCCCUCACCUGGCCGUUGUCUCCCUGUUUCUCAGCACUGUUAUAUUUGCCCACCUGAAGCCCCCCUCCAUCUCCUCCUCAGUCCUGGAUCUGGUGGUGUCAUUUCUUUACUCCGUAGUGCCUCCAGUACUGAACCCGCUCAUGUACAGCUUGAGGAACAAGGAGAUCAAGGAAGCCUUGCAGAAAAUAUUUUAA